Symbiodinium necroappetens is the source of this 1203-nucleotide messenger RNA. NCBI's taxonomy places the organism in Eukaryota, Dinophyceae, Suessiales, Symbiodiniaceae. The record is from the annotation of a GenBank genome assembly.
AUGGCCUCCCAGGGGCCCGCUUUCCGAGGGGAAGAGGAGCGUCUGGGAAUCUACAACAUCGAGAGGGGGCACUUCGAGGUCUCGCGUGUGGCAGAGAACGAAACGAGCCUUCAGAUUCUGGCGAGCUCCACCUUCCUGAAAGGCAAGACGAGGGAGGCCAUCGAGCAGUACCAGAUCAUUAUGGAAGAUGUGGUGGCGUCCCGUCGCAGCAUGGUCAACAUCAUACCCGGUGAAGCUUAUCCAGGCAACUUCUCCGGUUUCGUGGUCCUGUUCGCCACCGCAGAGACCGCUGGCCGGAACUACAUUCAGGAAGUUUGGCAGGCCAUGCGUUUCGUCGGCCUGGUGCCACGAAGGUUCUACUUUUCCACUUUUGCCAACGGCGUAAUUGCCUAUAGCCUCUUCUUCCCGGGGGGUGUCCCGGAGACACAGGUGGAAUGCUUGAAGCGUGCGCUUCUGUAUUCGACGCUGCUAAAGGCCACGCCUGGGAACUCUGAGCUGGUUUACCGCAGCGUGAUGCAGUCCCAGAUCUCUCACGAGUGCGGUCUGUACGUCCUGGCCGCAGUCAAGUUUGUCUACACAUUCUUCCCCAAGGAGCAGUAUGCGCCGGAGUACAUCUCAGUGCAUAAGGUACUGGAGCACGACGCCGCCAGCCAGAGGAAACUCGAGACCUUGUACAAGCUCUGUAUCAAGGACCUCCUGUCUACGGAAAGGAUCUACAGCCUGAUCCACCGCCACCCAAAUCUGGCAAGGCUUUUCUUCGAGGACUUCGCGCUGAUCGCCCGAGGAGAGCGGGAGCCGCACUUCAACGAAGAGUUAAGUUCGGUGAUCGAUGAGGCCUGCACGGAUCCCCAAGAUCGGCAAAUUCUGAAGAUGUUCCUCACCUUCAACCACAGCAUCCUCCUGACCAAUUUCUUCAAGGCUCAGAUCCCAGGCGCUUUGUCCUUCCGUCUGGACCCGGCUGUGGCGUUGAAAGACAGACCGGCCUCUUUGUAUCCAGAAGUUCCCUACGGCAUCUACCUCGUGUGCGGCCGUGACUUCAUGGGCUUCCACACACGUUUCCGCGACGUGGCCCGGGGCGGAAUCAGGCUCGUGCUGUCCCGUGACAAGACUACCUACGAUCGCAACUUUGCCACACUUUUCGAUGAGUGCUACAACUUGGCAUUCACCCAACAGUACAAGAACAAGGACCGGCCUGCUCCCUGA